This is a messenger RNA of Helicoverpa armigera (cotton bollworm), 6901 nucleotides long. RefSeq names its product acetylcholine receptor subunit alpha-like 1 (gene nAChRalpha1). Gene Ontology annotation, cellular component: postsynaptic membrane; plasma membrane; neuron projection. The record is from RefSeq and is a predicted model, not a curated record. Bases 781 to 2382 code for a protein of 533 amino acids. NCBI's taxonomy places the organism in Eukaryota, Metazoa, Arthropoda, Insecta, Lepidoptera, Noctuidae. Gene Ontology annotation, molecular function: acetylcholine-gated monoatomic cation-selective channel activity; transmembrane signaling receptor activity. Gene Ontology annotation, biological process: monoatomic ion transmembrane transport; regulation of membrane potential; signal transduction. The transcript is spliced from 8 exons.
GCCCCGCCUCAGUGGCGGCCUGCAGUGGCAACGACGCGCGUGUCGCCUCCGACACUUCCGCCCCGCGCACCUAAUCCGCUCAUUUAGCAAGCAAACGCCGCAUACGGUGUGCUGGCGGUGGCAGCCCUGCGGCGCCGAGCCCCCGGGGCCGAUGCUCUGACGAGCCGGCCGCCUCCGCCCGGGCUCCUUCGAUCCGCGUCCGACCGGCAUGUGAUAUCGCGCCGCGCCACUCGACAAAAUGAUUGUGUGUUCAAUUGUUUACGUUAACGAUAGUUGAUAACCGGGAGGCCGACGCUGGCAUGCUAAUGUGAGUAUACACAAACCCGAUCAAUUUUAACGGCCGCAGACACCACGUCGCGUCCACGCGAGCACGCAAUUUUCCCCGUGAAUAAAUAAGCUAGCAUGUAAAGUCGUACAAGAAGACAAAGCGUAUUUAAUGUCUCGGAGCGGUUUUUCUGCAUUGCGACAAUGUUGGGUUAGGAAAAAGUUUUGUUAAAUUAUUAACGUGCGAGUGUGAUGUACUGUCGACGCGGCGGCUGGUGGCGGCGUAGAGCUGUCUGAUAGUGAGGAUGUUGUGACUUGUCGGCAGUCGGACUGUUGGUGGGGAGUCGUGGACUGGUUGUCGUGGUCGUGGUGUGGUCGCGCUCGGGGUGCUGGUCUCGCGGGGCUGGCGGCCGGCGCCAUGCGGUAGCGCGGCGGCGCGGCCGAGCGGCGGGCGACCACUCGUGCGCUCUCGGCUAUGUGCCCCCCUUGCGCUACACUGGGUGGUGUUAGCCUAAGAUGGUGUUGGCGUUGGUGGUCGGAGUGUUGUGCGUGUGGGGCCGCCUGAGCGACGCAAACCCUGAAGCGAAGCGGCUGUAUGACGACCUGCUGUCCAACUACAACCGACUGAUCCGGCCCGUCGGCAACAAUUCCGAUCGACUCACGGUCAAGAUGGGACUUAGGCUCAGUCAGCUCAUCGACGUUAAUCUUAAGAAUCAAAUCAUGACAACGAACGUGUGGGUAGAACAGGAAUGGAACGACUACAAAUUGAAGUGGAACCCUGACGACUACGGUGGUGUCGAGACUCUUCAUGUACCUUCUGAACACAUAUGGCUGCCUGAUAUCGUAUUGUACAAUAACGCUGACGGUAACUACGAGGUGACGAUAAUGACGAAAGCGAUCCUGCAUCACGACGGCAAGGUUGUGUGGAAGCCGCCAGCGAUCUACAAGUCCUUCUGUGAGAUAGACGUCGAGUACUUCCCCUUUGACGAGCAGACCUGCUUCAUGAAGUUCGGCUCUUGGAGUUAUGAUGGUUACAUGGUGGACUUGAGGCACUUGAAACAGACGCCAGACUCAGACCGCAUAGGGAUGGGCAUCGAUCUGUCGGAGUACUACAUCUCAGUAGAAUGGGAUAUCAUGCGAGUUCCCGCAACGAGGAACGAGAAAUUCUACUCCUGCUGCGAAGAACCGUACCCUGACAUCAUCUUUAACAUCACGCUCAGAAGAAAAACCCUCUUCUACACGGUCAACCUCAUCAUCCCUUGCGUCGGAAUCUCAUUCCUCUCAGUCCUCGUCUUCUACUUACCCUCAGAUUCUGGAGAGAAGAUCUCACUCUGUAUUUCGAUUCUCCUGUCGUUGACCGUGUUCUUCUUGCUGUUAGCCGAAAUUAUUCCUCCAACAUCACUGACAGUCCCCUUGUUAGGAAAAUAUUUGUUAUUCACUAUGAUGCUAGUUACAUUAUCAGUAGUUGUCACUAUCGUGGUGCUAAACAUAAAUUUUAGGUCGCCAGUCACCCACCACAUGGCCCCGUGGGUGCGGAAAGUCUUUAUAGAUUUUUUACCCAAAAUAUUGUGUAUACAGAGGCCAGAGAAACCGCCCGAUGACGACGAUGAUAACGAUAAACCAAGCGAGAUACUCACGGAUGUCUUCGGCCCGGAUGACAUGGACGGGAAGUUCAAAGAGUGGGGAUGCGAGGAGUAUGAACUUCCAGGCAUGCCUCCAUCCCCACCACCUCCGCCUGGAGGUGACGAUGAACUAUUUUCUCCACCUCCAGGUUCUCCGUGCCGAUUAGACUUAGAUGAUGGUAGCCCGUCUCUAGAAAAACCUUACGUGAGAGAGAUGGAAAAGACAAUAGAAGGUUCUAGGUUUAUUGCGCAGCAUGUCAAAAAUAAGGAUAAGUUUGAAAGUGUGGAGGAUGACUGGAAGUAUGUAGCGAUGGUGUUGGAUAGAAUCUUCCUGUUCCUGUUCACGAUAGCUUGCGUGCUGGGUACGGCGCUCAUCAUAUUCAGGGCUCCGACCUUCUACGACAACACGAAGCCUAUAGACAUUCUGUACUCAAAGAUUGCCAAGAAGAAGUUGGAGCUGCUGAAGAUGGGCUCGGAAGGGGACCCGGGUCUCUGAAAUUCGUCUUACGUCUUCGGCCACUCGCCGCCGAAGACGUUCUGGGAGCUGAUCGUCAUGUGGUGGCAUGGAUGAUCAAUUUAAGACUCCCAGUUGGGGAAUGUGAGGCGAGAACUAUGUGUUUUAGUGCUGUGUGUGGUGCCAAGCGCCCGGUGCGCCCAUGGACGUGAACACGCCGUAAGCGUAUCCUAAGCCGUCUUUUUAUAUAGAAUCAUUACAGUCGAUGUGAAACUGUCCGUCGAUGUUCGAUUGUCGCAGCGACCUCAAGCAACGGCCGUUUUGUGUUGACGCCGGAUCUGCCAUAACUAUUUUUAUAUUAGAAUCGCUGUAUUGAACAUUUAUACUUUAAGCGGAACGUAUUGGUUUACAAUUAUUCAACGGAACGAUUUUUUUUCGAGUAAUAAUUUGAUACGAGCGCACAAACAUUGUACAGAUUAUCUUUAGGUGUUUGUAUUAAUUUCUUGCGAUAGUCGUAUUCAUUUGGGAUGGUAACAAACAUAAAUAUUGUAAUAGAUUACUAAAUAUAAGAUUUACUUCGAAUAAAUCGAGCUCAAAUUCGUAUGUGUAAGUAAUGUAAAGUGGUAAUAUUCAAUGAAAAGUCGAUUAGAGUCAGACAUUUAUAAUAAUAGUUACGUGCAAACGUCCUCGAUGAGAGCCGGACUAUGUAGAUUAUGUACUAAAUUAUUAUGAAAUAAAAUUUGAAUUAUACAUUAUAUAAUAUUUGAUAAACUGCGUACUCGCGUAAAAAUCAUAAGGACAAUAUCGAUACUGACGAAAUGUAAUAAUUUCCCUUUUGUAGUAUGUCAUAAGGGGCUGUAGAUACAGUUAGGUUUAAAGCCUAGUCAUCAGUAUAGUAAGACACUCAUCAUAAUGCCAGAUAGUCACAUCGCGAUCGUGAUAAUCUAUGAAUAGAUAUAAUUAUUUGUGUAACACAAUUGACUGCCAAUUGUAAGAGUAAAACAUUUUUAUAAAGAUCGGGUAUUCUUAGGUAGAUCGAUAACUUGUUUUAUUAGAUUUUUUAAAACGGAGUGCCAAACCCAUUCUACGUUACAUAGACAAGAUACGUUCGCGAGUCAAUGAUGUUGAUUUUCUAUAUGCGCUAACUUAAUUGCCGUUAGAAAUAUCUUUUGGAUUCGCUUAAAUAUAUUAUCAUGUAUUUAUAAGUAAAACGAAUGCUUGCCCAAAAUGUAACGACUGAUCAAUUCACUUUCUUAAAGCUUAAGUUCCACUGCAGCCGAUGAGGCUCGCCACACUUCUUCCGUAAUGAUAAUAUUAACAGUAUUUUCACUAUAAAACCUAGAGUACAGGGUAAAUUUAGUACACAAUGUCUCCUGAUUUAUAUUUCUCACAAAUUUUCACCGAAUGUAAAGUCUUUACUCACUUAUUGGCACUUUACCACUAACACUAUUAGAUAAUAAAUCAUUGUUGAGGUUUGUGACUUUAGUAAGUAAAUUAGGUAACAUUAUAUUAAUUUGUACCUAGAUUAGACUCGUGUUAGAUGUUACCUUUCGUUCUUGAAGUCAUGACUCACUAUUGUGUUGAUAUUACUUAUGACUUCAGUCGGGCGCAGUACGCGUCGUUAUCUCACUUCAACCCAUUCUGUAGGAUAUUUGUAGCAGUCUAAAGUAAUAAAAAAAAAUAUUUCGAGCCGCGUAUUUGAUAUGUCAAAGUAAAUCAUGAUAAUGUUUAUUAGGUAAUAACUUAGAUAAAACUCAGAGUUAUUGAUAUUAAUGAUGAAUAAAAUCCACAGCGAGCAGUUAGGAAAACAGGGAUGGAUAAUGUAAAAUUAAUAAAAAAAAUAAAAAACAAAUUGUUUUGUGUGGUUCGUCUUUGUAAUUAUAAGUGUUACUGAAUGUGUAUAGCUGUUUGUGUCGAGGGUAACGCGUAAAAUGGCUAGUCUAGGCUUAGAUACGUAAUAAACUAGAAAACGGUCUAACGUAUUAGACGUUGUGGAAAGCUCGCUGUGUAAAGGUUGAUCGAUAAUAUUAGCAGAAGUUUACAGUAACCGCUGUAUCACAUACGAACUGGCUCUAAAGGAAUUAUUGGAUGGAAUUGUAACGUAUCCUCACUUAAUUAAUUUUUCUAAUUGAAACAUUCACGUGGGUGGGGUAAUAAAAAGUAGGAACGUGCUAUUGCACCGCCGAAAUACACCAAUUUAGUGUUAUAAUAAUAACUAUUAAUCAAUAAUGGUUAGUUAAGUCCACUGGCUUGGCACACAGUUCCGUAAUCAUCCCGACUUUUAUUGUAGAUAUUUGCUAGAUAAAACGGUCUGUUGUUAUUUUUAUAUGACUGCAAAUAAUAUAGUUAGAUUUUCUAUAACACCAUAGAAUAAUGUUUAGGAUCGAGUGAAGUUCAGUAUGGGAUGUUAGAAGUAAGCAACAUGUAAAUACUUGGCGUGAAAUGGAGAAAAGCGUAGCUAGUUUGGAAGUGGGUUUGUCUUCGAGUUCUUGCAACGACACAGAAUAAAUUCAUACAAAUAACUCGCCUUGGUUAACUGCAAGUUUUGCGGUCGUAUACUGUCGAAAUUAAUGAGCUAUGUCAAUACAACGAUUUAUGGCCCAGUAAGUAUACGUGAACGUUAAUUUUGAUCUAAUUAAUUUCUCUCUUACAGACUUAACGGACUCUGAUUUUUGUAUUGAAAGCUAGGUAUAUAAACAUGGUCAUUAAAGUCACAUUCAAAGAUUACAUAAAAUUACAUAUUUCAUGUGUAAAGUGACCUUUACUUCUACGGUCACAUUCAAAAAGUUGACGUAAACACAUUGCAAGUCUGACUUACGACGAAUAGUAAAGAUCUUUGACUUCAUUUCUCAUAAAAAACUUUUAAGGAGUCCCAAAGAAUAAGUCCAGCCUCAAAUUGUUGACGUGGUCGUCAAAGCAUUCAAAAUCAAGAUUUGAUAUUAGUGAAUGGAACCUUUCCUACCUUUCAAGAAGUCUUUGCACCAAGACGUUACAGUACACCAUUUAAAAAGAUAUCAACUAGAUUUCUGUCGUCAGGCUUGCAUGAUUAUUUAAUUGUCAUAAUCUCAGCUGUAAAACGUCCACUGCUGUAAAAAGAACGCUCUUUGAUUUCCAAAAGGUGACUGUUGUUACUCAUAAUUUACUGUGCGUACCUAAAGAUCUAAAUGCAUUUUUACCCCAAAUAUUCUUCAGCUAAUAUUAAACGGUACAAAAAUCAGAGUCUGUUUAUUCAAUUUACAUACUUCUAAACGUUUCUUCAGUUUAAAUCCUUCAAAACUCCAUUCCAAAAACCUCGUUAAUAUUAAAAGUUAAUGCAUCAAGCUCAAUACUAUUACAAUUGUUUAUAUGAUCCAGGAUCUCAGUUUGUUAAACUUCGUCUAUGAGACCUUUCGUUACCAAAGUGUCAAGUAUUGUCUUUCGAAAAUUGUUAGUCACAGGCUAAACGCCUGUUUAAUUAUUAUAAUAUUUCGGGUGAUAAACGGGUAACUGAACGUAUAGGAUUUUGUCAUAUAAUUGACACUAGAUAGGUAAUAAAAACAAUAAACACAUGCUAGUACAUUCGUCAAUAAGAUUAUAGAUAUGAAAUAAUGUAUAUUAGCGUUAAGUGGUAUAUAAUUAUAAUAAAUGAUUAGCUUCUCAGUGUUUUUAGAGUUAGUCGACGAAUGAGUCAACUUGGAGACGCGGUGUCAGAUAAAUUUGUUAUUUAUUGUCAGCGUUGUGUUUCGUUACUUUUGAAUUUUUUAUGAAAAAGGUUGGGACUGUGCCAAAUAUUUGUUAUUCUUAGAAUUGUAGGAGAUUAGAAUAGACUUAUUGUUAUGUUUGUACGUUGUGUUUCGUCCUUUUAAUACUAAGCUUAUAUUUUAUGAACAAGUUUGUCUACAUCGGGUAAUAGAGUUGUGAACUCAUAGUCAGCUAUCACAUGGCUGUCAAUAAUUUUAAGAAUCAACUUACCGAAAUGUUGACAUGUAAAUAUAGCUGAUCAACAUAGAAAUUUAAAUAAUAUUUGUAAUUGACAAGUUAUUUUUCUACGUUCCUUUCACGUUACCCUUAGAGCUAACGUAGAAGUAGUGAAUGGAUGCCGUAGACUUAUUGACCUUUGCUUUGUCGGUAAAUGUUGGUACAGCAAUAAGAUCUUCAGAACUUUAGUCAGAAUUUAUCAUAAUGCAUUUCAUUUGACUUACAAAAUGUAAAUUAAUAUUUUUUGGAAGGAAGUCAGUAUAAUAAUCCGUAACGCUUUAUAAUUAGGUUUGAUGAAAUCUAGAAUUUCGGAUAGUAAUUUUCUUCUAACACUUUUUGGAUAUGCUUUAUUGCACGUUACCUUUCGUUUGCUUUUGGAAUCGUUUUAUCUUACUCUUUACAUAAUAAAUACUCUCUAUCUAUAAAUAUCGUAAGUUAGGCGUAUUUGCAUGUUUAAUCGAACGUCUUCCAAAGUGACGUAAGGUAUUAUUGUGUUCCUCUUCUAUUUGUUGCUUUAUAUGUUAUCUUUUAUCAACUUCAGAAUUAUUUUCACUGCCUUCUUCUAACACGUUGAUUUUGUCUGUAAAUCUCUAUCGAUUAGUCA